Thermothielavioides terrestris NRRL 8126 is the source of this 1236-nucleotide messenger RNA. RefSeq lists its product as uncharacterized. Gene Ontology annotation, cellular component: cytoplasm. Gene Ontology annotation, molecular function: electron-transferring-flavoprotein dehydrogenase activity; flavin adenine dinucleotide binding. The record is from RefSeq and is a predicted model, not a curated record. The transcript has a single exon. The coding region runs from base 1 to 1236 and encodes 411 amino acids. NCBI's taxonomy places the organism in Eukaryota, Fungi, Ascomycota, Sordariomycetes, Sordariales, Chaetomiaceae.
AUGACACAGACGGUCGUCAUCCUGGGCGCCGGAUGGGCUGGCCUGCCCCUUGCCCACAAACUGCUCAAGUACACGCGCCCCAAGACCGAUCUUAAGGUCGUCCUCGUCACACCCAACAGCAACUUCUUCUGGAACGUUGCCGCCACUCGCGGUCUCAUCCCCGGCGAAAUUCCCGACGGCAAGCUCUUCCUGCCCAUUGCGCCGGGCUUCAACCGCUAUCCCGCGGGCGCUUUUGAGCUAGUCCUUGGGCGGGCCGAGGGGAUUGACGAGACCGCCAACACCGUCAGAGUCAUCACCAACGCUGGCGCAGCGCAGGACAUCACAUACAACCAGCUGGUCAUAGCUACGGGCUCGAGAAUCAGCAGCGGCCUCCCGCUGAAGCCUAUUGGCAGCGAUCAGCAAACCCUCGACGCCUGGCACGCCCUACAGCAGCGCGUGGGCGAGGCACGGUCCAUCGUUGUCGCUGGCGCGGGGCCAACAGGGGUCGAGGUCGCCGGCGAGCUGGCCGCUAAAUACGGACGGACCAAAUCCAUCACACUCAUCGCCAGCGGCAGCAAGCCCCUCGUUAGCAAUGCACAAGAUGAAGCGAGCGGCAGCGGCGGCGGCAAGCUCAACCCCUCCGUCCUCGCCGCCGUCGACAGCGAUUUGCAGCAACUCGGCGUGAGGCUCAUCCGCAACGCGCGCGUCAUCAAGGAGGAGCGGCAUCAGGACGCGGAACAAGCCCCAGCGACGACCGCCGGUCCGCACCCGCCGCGCCAGACGCACAAGCUGAUCCUGUCGGACGGGUCCGUGCUCGAGGCGGACUGCUACCUGCCGCUGUUCGGCGUGGAGGUCAACACGUCGUUCGUGCCCGCGCACCUGCUCGACGAGCGCGGCAACGUGCGGCAGGACGCGAGCCUCCGCGCCGCGGGCAGCCGGAACGGCAACAUCUGGGCGCUGGGCGACGUCGGCGACACCGAGCCCAAACAGCUCACGGUGACCGACGCGCAGGUCAUCCACGUCGCGGCCGCGCUGGACGUGGUGCUCGCGGGCAAAGAGGGUGCGCCGGUGCCGGUGUACACGCCUGAAAAGAAGACCAUGCUGUUCCUGGCGCUAGGGAGGAAGUUCGCGACAGGCCAGAUCGGCGGAUGGAAGCUCUGGCGCUUUCUGGUCGCCUGGGUCAAGGGGCGGAAGCUGUUCGUCGACACGGCCGAGGCAUACGUGGGCGGGACCCGGCUGAGGCAUGCGGCCAUGUAA